AAGUGCUUGGAGGGAGCGGAAGCAGCUGGUGAUGUUGGAACAAACAUGGCUGUCCCGGCGCCCCUCGGCCCCUCGGGCUCCCGCUGUCCUCGGCUCUUCGCGGGCCUCCGGUGGCUUCCGCUCCUGGGGCUGCUGCAGCUGCUGGUGGAGCCCGGCCUGGGCCGCGUCCACCACCUGGCCCUGAAGGAUGACGUGAGGCAUAAGGUUCAUCUAAACACCUUUGGGUUCUUCAAGGACGGGUCCAUGGUGGUCAAUGUCGUCAGCCUUUCGGUGACUGAAGGAGCCACAGACAAGGACCUGACUAUUGGAUUCAGCCUCGACCGUUCCAAAAAUGACGGAUUCUCUUCUUCCCUGGAUGAAGAUGUGAAUUACUGUAUUUUCAGGAAACAGUUUGUCUCUGUCCCCCUUCUAAUCCUAAACUUCUCCAGAAGUGAAGUGAAAAUAAAAUCUCCACCAGAAGCUGGUACCCAGUUACCAAAGAUCAUCCUCAGCAGCGAUGAGAGCCAGGAGACUGCUGUCCCCCCGGUGUCAGCAGGCAGCCAGCCUGAGACGAGACCAGGUAAACAGAGUGGAAAGUCUAAAAGAAGUACAGAGAAUUCAAAGGCAAUGGAAGAGAAAUCCUUUUCUGUUCGUAAUAAUGGCAGGGCACUUUCAUUUCGGUUCUCCUUUAACGUCAGCACCAGUGAGCAGGAGGGUCUCUACAGCCUUUACUUGCAUAAGUGCACUGGCCCUAAAACGCGGCCCAAUGACAAGUUUGCGUUCAACCUUGAUAUUGAGAUCACGGAGAAGAAUCCUGAGAGCUACCUCUCUGCAGGAGAAAUCCCUCUCCCUAAGCUAUACAUUUCUAUGGCCUUUUUCUUUUUCCUUUCUGGGACCAUCUGGAUUCACAUCCUUCGAAAACGACGGAACGAUGUAUUUAAAAUUCACUGGUUGAUGGCGGCCCUCCCUUUCACCAAGUCUCUUUCUUUGGUCUUCCAUGCAAUCGACUACCACUACAUCUCCUCCCAGGGCUACCCCAUGGAAGGCUGGGCUGUCGUGUACUACAUCACUCACCUUUUGAAAGGGGCCCUGCUGUUCAUCACCAUCGCGCUCAUUGGCACUGGCUGGGCUUUCAUCAAGCAUAUCCUUUCCGAUAAAGACAAAAAGAUCUUCAUGAUUGUCAUCCCACUCCAGGUCCUGGCAAACGUGGCCUACAUCAUCAUAGAAUCCACCGAGGAGGGGACCACGGAGUAUGCCUUGUGGAAGGAUUCUCUGUUUCUGGUGGACCUGCUGUGCUGUGGGGCCAUCCUCUUCCCAGUGGUGUGGUCAAUCAGGCAUUUACAAGAAGCAUCGGCAACAGAUGGAAAAGCUGCCAUUAACUUAGUGAAGCUGAAACUUUUCAGACAUUAUUACGUCUUGAUCGUAUGUUACAUAUACUUCACCAGGAUCAUUGCAUUUUUCCUCAAAUUCGCUGUUCCGUUCCAGUGGAAGUGGCUCUAUCAGCUCAUGGACGAAAUGGCCACUCUGGUGUUCUUUGUUCUCACCGGGUACAAGUUCCGCCCAGCUUCAGAUAACCCCUACCUUCAGCUUUCUCAGGAAGACGAUGACCUGGAAAUGGAGUCUGUCGUGACGACGUCCGGGGUGAUGGAGAACAUGAAGAAAGUCAAGAAGGUGACCAACGGCUCGGUGGAGCCCCAGGGCAACUGGGAAUGCGCCGCAUGAUGGAGCACGCUCGAGGCUGGCCCCGCGAAGAAGACACUUAAUUUAUUAAUAGUCCUCUUGGUGAGCGAGAGCAGCUGGCACCUCCCGACAGUGACACCACAGCGCGCUGGGGCAGUGCCACGGAAGCCCUUUUUUACUCUUUUAUGGAAACUGAUCGUGGCUGGUCGUAGGCAGCUGGGUUUCUCCUCCAGGUGGGCACGCUGCGGAGGGAGUGUAGCGAGGAGGAGAAUAAAAGGAAGACUUCGUUUUGAUUUA
Molecule: messenger RNA, 1956 nt
Organism: Myotis davidii
Lineage: Eukaryota; Metazoa; Chordata; Mammalia; Chiroptera; Vespertilionidae
Gene: GPR107
Product: G protein-coupled receptor 107
Exons: 18
Coding region: 46-1701 (551 amino acids)
Biological process (GO): clathrin-dependent endocytosis
Cellular component (GO): clathrin-coated vesicle; membrane; Golgi apparatus
Molecular function (GO): clathrin heavy chain binding
Source: RefSeq, a predicted model, not a curated record